AUGGCUUUCGUGCACUUCCCCGGGGACAAUAAUAAUAACGAGGCGGCGAGUGACAUUCAGGAGGCCCCCAGCAAUAUCUCCAAGCCGACGAAGCGGCAAAGAUGGGCGACCACGCGCGUGGCUGGCUCCGGCGGCGUGCGGAAACGAGUCUCCAUCAUUGAUCGCUUCCACAAGCGCUCGGAAUUACGGGAUGAGAAGCGCAAAUCGAAUGCGACGAGCUCGGCAGGUGAUAAUGCGUCAACUGUCGGCGAAGAACAAUCGGAGGCGAAUCAGAAUCGAACGAUCUACUUCAACAUCCCGAUCCCUGAAUCCGAACGAGACGAAGAAGGUCACCUCAAGAUCGCCUAUCCCCGCAACAAGAUCCGAACGGCCAAAUACACCCCCAUUACUUUCGUUCCGAAGAAUGUUUGGCUCCAAUUCCACAACAUCGCCAACAUCUACUUCCUAUUCGUGAUUAUUCUCAAUUUCUUCCCCAUUUUUGGUGCCAACAACCCCGGUCUGAACGCCGUUCCCCUGAUUGUGAUUAUUGUUGUGACCGCGAUCAAGGACGCGAUCGAAGAUUGGGGACGAACGGUGUCUGAUAAUCAGGUGAACAAUUCGCCUGUUUAUCGACUCAUUGAAUGGAACAACGUCAAUUCGACUGAAGACAACAUUGGUUUAUGGCGUCGAUUCAAGAAGGCUUGCACUCGCGGCACGAUCGCUUCAUAUAAGUGGAUGAAGGCCCAGUUCCAAAAGAACCCAGACACGGAGGAUGAGGGUGGUGCACCUCGCCGGGAUUCAUUCAUGACAACAGCGACUCCGCGUCAGUCCGGCAUGUACUCACACCGUGACUCGAUGGCGCCCGGUGAGGUCGCCAUCCCGAUGACCGAUGUCCCAUCGCCACAGCCUGAGGCCCGUGAAGAGUGGCCGAGCAAGCCUGAAAACAAAUUCCUCUCCCCCGACAGUGCUAAUCGCGACAACCUUGCGGUCAACCCCGAUAAAAAGACUGGAAGUGUGGUCGACGCAUCCAAGCAGACCCCCGGAAAGGCCCGGUUCAAGCGCGAUCAAUGGAAGAACAUCCAAGUUGGUGAUUUCGUUCGCUUGUACAACGAAGAUCCAAUUCCUGCCGAUAUUGUGAUUUUGUCCACUUCGGACCCCGAUGGAGCUUGUUAUGUUGAAACCAAGGGUCUGGAUGGCGAGACAAACCUGAAGGUCCGCCAUGCUCUUCAUUGUGGUCGCGAGGUUCGCCAUGCCCGUGAUUGCGAAAAGGCCGAGUUCACCAUCGAAAGUGAGGCGCCACAUGCCAAUCUGUACGCCUAUAACGGUGCGAUUCGCUGGGAGCAGCGUGACCCCAGCUUUCCGGAGGCUCCCCGUAAGGAGAUGGUUGAACCCGUCACCAUCAACAACAUACUGCUUCGUGGUUGCUCUUUGCGCAGUACUGAAUGGGUUCUUGGUGUCGUGGUUUUCACCGGCGGAGAGAGCAAGAUUAUGCUUAACUCCGGAGCGACCCCUGCUAAGCGUGCCCGCCUGGCCAAGGACUUGAAUUGGAACGUCAUCUACAACUUCAUCAUUCUGUUCAUCAUGUGUCUCGUCGCAGGUAUCGUGAACGGUAUCGCGUGGGGUACUCCAAACAAAUCACUGGACUUUUUUGACUAUGGCUCAUAUGGAGGCACUCCUCCAGUGACGGGUAUUGUCACUUUCUGGACUGCUGUCAUUCUGUUCCAGAACUUGGUUCCGAUCUCCCUCUACAUCUCUCUCGAAAUCGUGCGCACCAUCCAGGCGGUGUUCAUUCACAGCGAUUUGUACAUGUACUACGAGAGACUCGGACUGUACUGUGUCCCCAAAUCGUGGAACAUUUCAGAUGAUGUUGGGCAGGUCGAGUACAUCUUUUCCGACAAGACGGGAACUCUCACGCAAAACGUCAUGGAGUUCAAGAAAUGCACCAUCAACGGCGUUUCCUACGGUGAAGCCUAUACCGAAGCCCAAAUAGGUAUGCGGCGUCGCGAAGGUGCCAAUGCUGACGAAGAGGCCGCUGAAGCUCGAGCGCAAAUCGCCGCCGAUGGUGUGAAGAUGCUCGAAGGUCUCCGUCGCAUACACGACAACCCGUACUUGAAGGAUGAGAAUUUAACAUUCAUUGCGCCCAACUACGUCACCGACAUCGAGGGACAAUCUGGAGAAGAGCAGAAGCGAGCAGCGGAACAUUUUAUGCUUGCUUUGGCCGUCUGCCACACCGUCAUCACUGAACAUACACCUGGUGAUCCUCCCCAGAUCGAGUUUAAGGCGCAAUCGCCGGAUGAGGCUGCCCUCGUCAGCACGGCUCGCGACUGUGGCUUUACUGUUCUCGGCCGGGCUGGAGAUGAUCUGCUUCUGAAUAUAAUGGGCGAGGAGCGCACAUACACUGUCCUGAACACUCUUGAGUUCAACUCGUCCCGAAAGCGAAUGAGUGCAAUUAUUCGCAUGCCGGACGGGACCAUCCGCCUCUUCUGCAAAGGUGCCGACAGUAUCAUUUACUCUCGCCUCGCUCGCGGGAAGCAGCAGGACCUCCGACGCAAGACCGCCGAACACUUGGAGGACUACGCCAAAGAAGGUCUCAGAACCCUGUGUAUCGCCGAUCGGCUACUCAGUGAGGAGGAAUAUCAGGCUUGGAGCAAAGAGCAUGAUGUUGCUGCCGCCGCUAUUGAAAUGCGUGAGGAGAAGCUGGAGAAGGUUUCAAGUCAGAUCGAACAGGAGUUGAUGCUUCUGGGUGGAACCGCUAUCGAGGAUCGACUGCAAGAUGGUGUGCCAGACACCAUUCAGCUGCUUGCCGAUGCAGGUAUCAAGCUAUGGGUUCUUACUGGUGACAAGGUCGAAACCGCCAUCAACAUUGGUUUCUCUUGCAAUCUGCUCAACAACAAUAUGGAAUUGAUUGUCCUGAACAUUCCUGAAGGCCAGCAUGACAAAGCGACCACGGAGCUGGAUAAGCAUUUGCAGACAUUUGGCCUCACUGGCUCUGAUGAGGAGCUCAUUGCUGCGCGCAAUGACCACACACCGCCAGAAGCUACACACGCUGUCAUUGUUGACGGAGAAACCCUCAAGCUGAUGCUUUCGGACGAGCUGAAGCAGAAAUUCCUUUUGCUCUGCAAGCAGUGCAAGGCGGUUCUUUGCUGCCGUGUCAGUCCCUCCCAGAAGGCUGCUGUCGUUAACAUGGUUCGACAUGGAUUAAACAUCAUGGCGCUUUCUAUCGGUGAUGGUGCCAAUGACGUGGCUAUGAUCCAGGAAGCAGAUGUUGGUGUUGGUAUUGCCGGUGAAGAAGGACGACAAGCUGUGAUGUCUUCGGAUUACGCCAUUGGUCAAUUCCGAUUCCUGCAGCGUCUGCUCUUGGUUCAUGGAAGAUGGUCUUACCGCCGUCUGGGAGAGUGUACGGCCAACUUCUUCUACAAGAAUUUGGUUUGGACAUUUGCUCUCUUUUGGUACUCUAUCUACAACGACUUUGAUGGCUCCUACCUCUUCGACUACACCUAUAUCGUUCUGGUCAAUCUGGCAUUCACCUCUCUGCCAGUCAUCUUUAUGGGUAUCUUUGACCAGGACGUCGAUGACAGAGUGUCUCUUGCUGUGCCGCAACUGUACAUGCGCGGUAUUGAACGCAAGGAAUGGUCGCAGCUCAAGUUCUGGCUGUACAUGGCCGAUGGAUUGUACCAGUCCAUUAUCUGCUUCUUCAUGCCCUAUGAGCUUUAUAAAGUCGCGAACUUCGCUACUGCAAAUGGCCGCGACAUCGGUGACCGCACGCGUAUGGGUGUCCUGGUCGCAACUUGUGCCGUUAUUGCAAGCAAUGUUUACAUCAUGAUGAACACUUACCGCUGGGAUUGGUUCACCUGCUUGAUCAACGCCAUCAGUUGUCUCUUGAUUUUCUUCUGGACCGGUGUUUACUCUUGCUUCACAGCCGCCGGCCAGUUCUACGAUGCGGCUAACGAAGUGUACGGGUCCCUCAGUUUCUGGAUUGUGCUACUCAUCACGUGUAUGAUUUCAUUGCUCCCCCGCUUCGCCUAUAAUGCUGUCCAGAAGGUGUUCUUCCCGCUCGAUGUCGACAUCAUUCGCGAGCAGGUGACAAUGGGCAAGUUCAAGCACCUGGAGCAGUUUGAAGACUAUGUGCCCCCAAAUGCGGGUGCCGGGACCACCAGCUCCAGUGAUGAGUCGGCUGCGUCUUCAGAACUGGCCAAGCCGAUCCAGCCUCAGAUGAAGCAUGAUCCCGGCAUCCCCGAUGAUGAGCGGCCUUUUUAUCCCCCAGCUGCCGUCCACCAGAACGGCCACAAUCCCCGCAGCCAGAACGGUAGCAACGGCACCAACUAUACUGCCAGUCUGGAUCAAUACCCACGGCCUCAAUCUGUGGAUUAUGUUCGGCGCUCUCAGGAACGGACUCGGCAUUCGUUUGAACGGAUGAGGCAAAGCUUCGAACAGAGCAAUGAUUUCACUUCUGCUGCCAUGCUUCAGAGGAUGGAAUCUAGCCACGGACAUGAGCCCGUCCAAGAUCCGUUCCGAGCUCCCGGCGAACCUCCUGCACAUAAUCUGAUCUGA
This is a messenger RNA of Penicillium argentinense, 4530 nucleotides long. RefSeq lists its product as uncharacterized. The transcript is spliced from 2 exons. The record is from RefSeq and is a predicted model, not a curated record. Bases 1 to 4530 code for a protein of 1509 amino acids. Gene Ontology annotation, cellular component: plasma membrane. Lineage: Eukaryota; Fungi; Ascomycota; Eurotiomycetes; Eurotiales; Aspergillaceae. Gene Ontology annotation, molecular function: magnesium ion binding; ATP hydrolysis activity; ATP binding. Gene Ontology annotation, biological process: phospholipid translocation.